Messenger RNA from Striga asiatica, 1560 nucleotides. The record is from the annotation of a GenBank genome assembly. Lineage: Eukaryota; Viridiplantae; Streptophyta; Magnoliopsida; Lamiales; Orobanchaceae.
AGCAUGUCUGCCUUCAGAUUAGGGAAAAAGUUCUCAUUUUUCGACCAAGGCAAAUAUUGACGAUUCAAAACCCUAGCUUGCUGCAUUUGCACAGGAGAAUCGACAAUGGCGGGCAUGGGCGAUGGCUACGUGGGCACGGCGCAGGACGCCGUCCGAAUCCGACGGCUGGAGAAGCAGAGAGAGGCCGAGCGCCGCAAGAUCCAAGAGCUCAAGAACAAAACCGCCUCUUCGAAAGGCCAACCGGGACUCCUCCAAUUCGGCUCCAGCACGUCUGAGAUUCUCGAGACUGCAUUCAAGAAGGAAACAGUUGGUCUUGUCACAAGAGAAGAAUACGUGGAGAAGAGGGUGAAUAUUAAAAACAAAAUUGAAGAGGAAGAGAAGGAGAAACUUCUUAAGCUGCAAAAAGAGGAGGAAGAACUUCAGCUGCAGAAAUUGAAAAAGCGGAAAAUAAAGGCAGAUCCUCGAUUAUCGUUUGCUGAUGAUUUUGAAGUGGAGAAUGAGGAAGAUGACGAAAAUAAUGAUGAGGAAUCCGAAAGGCUUCGCCGCCGAAAGUUUGGGAAACUUGGGAAAGACCCUACUGUUGAGACCAGCUUUUUACCUGAUAGGUGUGGCAUCUCUUCCUUUCCCUUUAAUGCUCACAUAUUUGUUGAAGCACACUCUUACAGUGAGAGGGAGGCAGAGGAACAGGCUGAACGUGAAAGAUUGCGCAAACAGUGGCUUCUUGAGCAGGCGCAAAUUAAAAAUGAGCCUCUUCAAAUCACUUACAGCUACUGGGAUGGUACUGGCCAUCGACGUGCUAUCCAGGUUCGGAAAGGUGAUUCUAUUGGGGAGUUCCUCCGUGCUGUUCAGCAGCAGCUUGCUCCCGAGUUUCGAGAGGUUCGGACUACUUCUGUGGAGAAUCUGCUCUAUGUGAAAGAAGAUCUCAUCAUUCCACAUCAACACAGUUUCUAUGAGCUGAUUGUGAACAAAGCUAGAGGGAAAAGUGGACCGCUUUUCCACUUUGAUGUGCAUGAGGAUGUUCGAACCAUUGCAGAUGCAACAAUAGAGAAAGAUGAGUCACAUGCUGGUAAGGUUGUGGAGAGGCAUUGGUAUGAGAAGAACAAACACAUAUUUCCAGCAUCGAGAUGGGAGAUAUAUGACCCUACGAAGAAGUGGGAAAGAUACACAAUUCACGGGGAUUAAUAUAAUGAAUUGUACUUUGCCUUAUCAUGGGCUGUGGAUUAAUUUUAUCUUAUGUUUUCCUUUAUGAAUGAAUAUUUUAUAAGGGUUUGAUACACAACAUUUGUAUGUGAUGUGUCAACAGUAGACAGGUUCGAACACAUUACUGUUACUGAUCCCUUUUUGCUGUUGUGUGUGGUGACGGGUGAAACAUAUUGACUGGCUCGAAUGCAGUAUUUUUUACCGACCUUUUUCACGGUUUUAUUUGGUGACCGAUUAAAAGGAUGUGAAGGCGUGUGAAUUGGUUUGAUAACGAUUCUACGAGAUAUAUACAGUUCUAUGUGAUAACAUAUGGUUCUUAUAAAUGGUGGGUAUAUGUUUACGUGAUAAUAUGAAUGGUGG